Messenger RNA from Suncus etruscus (white-toothed pygmy shrew), 1675 nucleotides. It is a transcript of the gene FAHD1, whose product is annotated as fumarylacetoacetate hydrolase domain containing 1. The transcript has a single exon. Gene Ontology annotation, molecular function: acetylpyruvate hydrolase activity. Gene Ontology annotation, cellular component: mitochondrion. The record is from RefSeq and is a predicted model, not a curated record. NCBI's taxonomy places the organism in Eukaryota, Metazoa, Chordata, Mammalia, Eulipotyphla, Soricidae. The coding region runs from base 44 to 709 and encodes 221 amino acids.
CUCCCGGGACCCGUAGACGCGACCUGACCCAGAUGCUGUCAAUAUGGCGGCGCCCAGGCCGCUGUCCCGCUUCUGGGAGUGGGGCAAGAACAUCGUGUGCGUGGGCAGAAACUACGCGGACCAUGUGCGGGAGCUGCGCAACGCGGCGCCCAGCGAGCCGCUGCUCUUCCUGAAGCCGUCCAGCGCCUACGCGCCCGAGGGCUCGCCCGUGCUCCUGCCGCCCCACACGCGCAACCUGCACCAUGAGCUCGAGCUGGCCGUGGUGCUGGGCCGCAGUGGGCGCGCCGUGCCCGAGGCCGCCGCCAUGGACUACGUGGCCGGCUACGCGCUGUGCCUGGACAUGACCGCCCGGGACGUGCAGGACGAGUGCAAGAAGAAAGGCCUGCCCUGGACUCUGGCCAAGAGCUUCACCGGCUCCUGCCCCGUCAGCGCCUUCGUGCCCAAGGAGAAGGUCCCCGACCCCCACCGGCUGAAGCUCUGGCUCAAAGUCAACGGCCAGCUGCGGCAGGAGGGGGAGACUUCGGCCAUGAUCUUUUCCAUCCCCUACCUCAUCAGCUAUGUCACCAAAUUCAUAGCCUUGGAGGAAGGCGAUAUUAUCUUGACCGGGACGCCCAAGGGCGUUGGGCCCGUGAAGGAAAACGACGAGAUCCAGGCCGGCAUCGAAGGCCUCGUCAGCAUGACGUUCAAGGUGCAAAGGACAGAGCAUUGAGUGCUCGCCAAGAUCGGAGCAAGUCAAGGUUAUUCGCAGGAAAGCAGCGGUUUUAAGUGAUUGCAUUCGAUUACUGUUUGUCCCUCCCUCGACUCAGAAAUGAUGGCCCCUCAAAGGACGAUGUGAAGGGAAACAGCCUGGACAGAGAUGGGAAGAGAGAGUUUUCUAGGAACAACUAGAAUAAAGUAUUUGCUGACACUCCUAAAGAGGUUUCUCCCAAGCAAAAUGUUCGUUCGUCUCUUAUUCUUCUAAAAUUGUCUCCAUGGAACUGGACUUCGGUAGGAAACAUGCCACUUUGGGGGGACAGGGGUGCAUGCUGGGGGAUUAGACUGAGAGGGGACAAUGACUGUGGUGGAAAUUAACCUGAAAGACGUAUUGCUGAAAGGUGAUGAAGUGUUUUAUGCAAAACCCUAGCAGUAAUCAGUACUGUAAACCAUAAUACAGAAUCUUUUUCUGUUUGGGGGGGGCUACAGCUUUCGAUACUCAGGGCUUACCUUGAGUGCAGAAUCUGUAUUACUCCAGUAUUACUCCUGGAGGUGCUUAGGGGAGCAAAUGGGAUGUUGGGUUCGUUCAAAGCAAGAAAUAUAUCCAGGCCCAAGGGAUAGCACAGUGGUAGAGUAUUUGUCUUGCACGUGACCCACCAGGAACUGACUCGGAUUCGAUCCCUGGCAUCCCAUAUGGUCCCCCGAGCCUGCCAGGAGCGAUUUCUGAGCGCCAAUGGAUGUGCACCCACCCCCAAAGAAAAAGAAGAUGCCCACUGAACUAUCACUCCAGCUCCAGCAAAAUCUUUUUUUUUUUUUUUUUUUUAAGUACCUCUUGCAGUGAGUAGGAGGCAGAUCAGGCAGAGGGGAAAGCGUUGGUGGAGGGAAGUGGACACUGAUGACAAGACUGGUGUUGAAAGAUUGUGUGCUCGAAACUCAAUGAAUAACUUUGUAAUUUCACGGUGACUAAAAAAAUAAAAUUAAA